Messenger RNA from Magallana angulata, 2616 nucleotides. RefSeq lists its product as uncharacterized. Bases 670 to 2100 code for a protein of 476 amino acids. The record is from RefSeq and is a predicted model, not a curated record. The transcript has 2 exons. NCBI's taxonomy places the organism in Eukaryota, Metazoa, Mollusca, Bivalvia, Ostreida, Ostreidae.
UAAACAUAUUAACUUACAAAGCUUUUGAAUGAUAGUAAUGUAAUUUAUAGUAAGCGCAGAACUUAUCCAUUUAUGAAAUUAAAUAUGCAUUUCCACCAAUGCAAUACGUGCAAAUACAUAAUUCCUCACACUCAGGUUUGCUAAAAGGGUCCUAGGAGAGAAACUUAGUACGAUUAUUGACGGUGCUUAACACUUGAAUUAAAAUUUCCCGUAUAAAUCUGGUGUUAUCUGUCAUGAUGAGUUUUAAUUGCCAAUGUCAUACUGUUCAAAAUGUAAUGGAUGGCCUCCAGUUGUUAUAGAUGGUCCUAUUUAUUAUAAUACCUUGGACAAAGUUUUAAAGUUAAUGCGAUUUGUUCGUAAGGAAAGUCAAGAAAUGUUAUCCAAUGUGUAUCUAAAGUUUGCUUCCGGCAUAAUACUCCAAAAUAUCAGCCAAUGUUGAAAUUUUACGGAAUUAAAUUGUUAAACUGUUGGGUAAAACUAUUUUCAACUUAUUGACUUUGAGACAUCUUUACAAGGUAUCCAAACUACCAGGGCAUAAACGUCCUCUUAUGUAGCCAUGUUCGGUUCCUUGUCUGCUCUGUCCAGGAUGGGAGUAUCCUAUUAUGUAACCACGAAACAAUAAAAUUCUGGAAAACCAGUUCAUGUCGUUCAUUGAAAUGGCAUAACAGAAUGAAGACAGCAAGCCGAUUUCUUUCUCCUGUUGAAUGUGCUCGCGGGGAGGAGGUUGGUGAAAUUGGAUCCAUCCUCAUCAUGUCCAUUGUGCUUGGGAUACUUGUAGUGCCUACUGUUGUGUAUGGACAACGGCCGGAGUCCGACACCGAUGCCGUUAAUAUCGUCACGGGAAUCAACGUAACCGUUAGAUUGCUAGCGGCGGUAACGCUGGUUGUUGCAUUUUCUGCAAUUCGCAAUAACAUGCAGGAGUGGGUCAACGAUAAGAGCUCCAACAUGAUAAUAAAAACCAAAUUGGUAUUUAUCUGGAUUUUUGGAUUCGCCAAGAUGGUAUUCAUUACGAUAAAAGUCCUGUUCUAUCUGAAAUGCAGAUAUUUAAUAUCACUCGAGUUGACAAAAACUAUAAUCACUGACUGCUUCACAAGCAUCAUAUUUGUGAUUUUACAGCUUGUCUUUUUUCAGUAUGUUGCGCGCUAUACCUUUACGACCAAACCCAUCAUUAAAUAUAUCUCCUCAGUUGUCGCCAUCGCAAAUGUUAUGGAUUUUUUCAUAGCGCUUACAUUAAGUGUCAACGAAAACAAAGAUCUCAUUUUCGAUAGAAAUGAGACAGAUAUAGAAAACUGCACCGGAUAUAGCCUCAAAACAGUCAACAACAUCAUGUUUAUCAAUGAAGCUUUCAAAGCACCAAUCAAUCUUCAAUUUUCGGCGCUGGCAAUAACUCUUGCUUUCAGUAUGAAGGCAGAUGCUGAAAACCUAUUAAGUCAGUGCAAUAUCUUGGGCUUAAAAUUUUCAUGGACGUCUCCGAAGAGGUUGGCAAAGAUUAUCACUACCAUUUUACUUAUGAAUGUUCCCCUUCUGGUUUGUGCACCAUUCAAUAUUUUAAAUUCCGAGAGUGAAACUCAAUCCCGGAUAUGGUUGAGUUUAAUGUUUGCACAAAAGACGGCUGCUCUAAUUUGCAUUUUAUCUAUUAAUUAUCUGAUGUUUAAGAAACUGAAAUUGACCGUGAAAUAUGUCAGCAUCAAUGCAAAUGAAUUCAUGCUUUUACUGAGUACUAUCGGGGUAAUGUCUUACAUGUCGAUGCAGGCAUUUUACCAACGUGACGUCGAUGGUAUUCUGACGUCAUUGAUUGCCAUUAGCCUGCCCUCUAUUCUAUACCAGGUUAUCAUCAUUUUAUUUGGGAGACGAGUGGACCUUAUUGGCAAUGAAAUUUCCGCUGUACAUUCGAUUCAACAACUUGUGCUUAUCCUUGGUUGCCAGAACAUAGCAGUAUGGUUCAACGAUUUUCUUUACGGCGUUUGGGACAUGUCCAAUGACCAUAUACUUCGACAUAGUGUAUUCAAGUAUAUAGCACUCAUACUGUACCCUUUGUUAGCCUACUAUAGGUUUCAAUCUGCUAUGGAGCUUAUGGAGUUGUACUGCCACGUGUCUUGAAAUACAACAUAUGCAAUUGCUUUGAAUUAAAAGUUAAUGUAUAAAAAAAGAUGUGAUUGUAAAUCCAAAUAAAAUGAUCGAGUCUUAUGAAAAUAAAACCUAUUGUUUAUCUGGAAUGUUGACUAAACGAAAUUAAAAUUUUAUAUAUGAUAAAGAUUAUUAUGACGGUCAAACGUGGAAUAUAAAAAGGCAGAUGAGCAUACAUUUUAUUUCAAUUUUUCCGUGUACGAUACAUGUAAAUUAAAUGUCGCGUUGGGUACUUUUUAGUAAUACAGAAAACACGGAAAUUUUUGAUUUGGUUCAGUUGGUUGUUUCUUUAAAUAAAUACACUCAGAUAGGAAGGGAGUUUGAUAACAUCUAAGAUAAACAGAUUAACAGGUGUGAAUAUAAGACGUCCGAUAGACAUUGCCCCUAUAAACCAAACCAUUCUUGCAAUAUGCUUUGGACUCUGUUCAAUAUGUAAUAUUUUGUGUCAUUAAUGUAUUUACAUCUUAUUUAAGGUUGUAUGAUGUUGUA